This is a messenger RNA of Mytilus trossulus (common blue mussel), 690 nucleotides long. RefSeq lists its product as uncharacterized. The transcript has a single exon. NCBI's taxonomy places the organism in Eukaryota, Metazoa, Mollusca, Bivalvia, Mytilida, Mytilidae. The coding region runs from base 1 to 690 and encodes 229 amino acids. The record is from RefSeq and is a predicted model, not a curated record.
AUGAUGAAUGAAUUUACCAUGAAUAACCGGAUUCCAGUUAAAACAUGGUACUGGGAUACAGAACUAUAUUUGGGUAAAAAAGCAAAAAAACCAGUGUGGUCUGAGAAAUUGAUUGAAGACUGGAUAAAUAUGGCAAGACAAGGAAAGUUAACCGGUACCUACGGACCUUCGGACACAAAUGGUUUGAGAGAUGGAUUAAAACACGCACCACAUAUAAAAAACGGCAGAGUAAUGGUUAUUGGAUCAGAAAUCCCUUGGGUUGAGGCAUGCGUUUUAGAAGCAGGCGCACGCGAAGUUUUAACAUUGGAAUAUGGUAGCAUCAUAUCCCAACAUCCGAAGGUGAAAACUAUAGUUCCGUUUGAAUUUCGUAUGCGUUAUUUAAAUGAUACUUUGGGAACAUUUGAUGCUAUUGUUACGUAUAGUUCUAUAGAACAUUCGGGAUUAGGAAGAUAUGGUGACGCAUUAAAUCCAUGGGGAGAUAUUAUAGCAAUAGCACGCGCUUGGUGUGUAACGAAGAUUGGUGGCUCUCUGACUAUAGGUAUUCCGUAUAAUCACGACCAUGAAGAACUAGUUUUCAAUGCCCAUAGAGUAUAUGGUAAAAUAAGGUAUCCAUAUUUAACUACAAAUUGGAAACAACUCUUCAGAGGAAAAUGUGGGCAACAAAUUCAUAUUUUCACGAAAUCCAAAUAA